AUGAGGAGGCCCCCCGCUGACCUCCAGACACCCCCGCACCUGAGAGUCUGCACCUGCGAGUCCAUUUGUGUCACCGCGAAGAGGACCAAAGCUGUGAUCUUCAUGACCAACCUGGCGAUAGCAGAUCUGGCCCAUGUCCUCUCUCUGCCACUGAGAAUCUACUAUUACCUGACACACACCUGGCCCUUUGGCCGGCUCAUCUGCCUGCUCUGCUUCUACCUAAAAUACCUCAACAUGUACGCCUCCAUACUCUUUCUGGUGUGUAUUAGCCUGCAGAGGUGUGUGUUCCUACUCAAGCCUUUCUAUGCCCGUCGAUGGAGGCGCCGCUAUGACGUGCUGAUCAGCAUCGCGGUGUGGGUGGUGGCCAGCUUGGGCUGCUCCCCUUUUAUUAUCGUGAGGAGCAGCAGCACAGCGACUGCACACGCUAGCUCACGCCAUGACCUGAGCUACUCCCACCCUGUCACCUCCACCCAGGGAACCAUGGCUUACACCAAUCUCUAUGCAUCACCGCUGUAUGCAAGCUCUGGAUCCAGACUGGCCUCCAGUUCCGGUUCCGGCACCCCCAAAGCGGGUUGUUUUAAAGACUUGCCCACACGUCAGCUCUCCCUCCCCAUGUCAAUCACAAUAAUGGCUCUCGCUGAGCUGUUUGGCUUCCUGCUCCCUUUGGCCGCCAUUAGCUACAGCUCUGCCCGCAUCACCCACUCCCUUCACCAGAGAAAGAACCAGGAGCAGCAGAACCCCGUGGGUUCUCUCAGCCCCUCGGCGUACCGUCGCUCUUAUUCCGCCUCCACCUCGACCAGCCAGACGGACAGGCUGUCGGACAAGCAGACCAAUGGUGAGAAGCGGCGCGCCCUGCAGAUGGUGCUGAGCUGCUUUGUCCUCUUCCUGGUGUGCUUUGCCCCCUACCACCUCAACUUCCUGCUCUACCUGAUGGUGUCGCAGCAUAUGGUGCCCCACUGCGCUACCCAGCUGGCCGUGCGCCAGUUCCACCCGAUGUCUCUGUGUCUGGCCAGCCUGAGCUGCUGCCUCAACCCUUUCCUCUAUUACUUUCUAACCGCCGAGUUUAGACAGCACCUCUACGAUCGCACAUCCUCCUUCACCUCCUCCGUCAUCUCCUCCCCUCUCAGUUCCUCUUUCCGUCAUCCUGCAUCGCUGCGUGAAAGACUCAUGAGCAUGGAGAGCACUUAGUCCAACAGGGAGUAGGCCCACGUUGGAUUCACUUUCUAUGAGAGCGAGAGA
Messenger RNA from Lampris incognitus (smalleye Pacific opah), 1239 nucleotides. It is a transcript of the gene p2ry10, whose product is annotated as P2Y receptor family member 10. Gene Ontology annotation, cellular component: membrane. Gene Ontology annotation, biological process: positive regulation of Rho protein signal transduction; phospholipase C-activating G protein-coupled receptor signaling pathway. Gene Ontology annotation, molecular function: G protein-coupled receptor activity. The transcript is spliced from 3 exons. Bases 1 to 1188 code for a protein of 395 amino acids. The record is from RefSeq and is a predicted model, not a curated record. Lineage: Eukaryota; Metazoa; Chordata; Actinopteri; Lampriformes; Lampridae.